Saccostrea cuccullata (small rock oyster) is the source of this 534-nucleotide messenger RNA. Its product is annotated as baculoviral IAP repeat-containing protein 7-like. Gene Ontology annotation, cellular component: nucleus; cytoplasm. The transcript has a single exon. NCBI's taxonomy places the organism in Eukaryota, Metazoa, Mollusca, Bivalvia, Ostreida, Ostreidae. Gene Ontology annotation, molecular function: cysteine-type endopeptidase inhibitor activity involved in apoptotic process. Bases 1 to 534 code for a protein of 177 amino acids. Gene Ontology annotation, biological process: regulation of cell cycle; negative regulation of apoptotic process. The record is from RefSeq and is a predicted model, not a curated record.
AUGGGGAGUCGCGAGCCAGACCAACCCAUGCGUUUUCCCCAGUAUGCUCAGCUCUCAAAGAGAGAAGCUACUUUUGAGCAGGGAUGGCCAGAACCUCUCUUAGGGAAAAUACCAGACCUAGCUCGAGCUGGGUUUUUCUACAGGGGAGUGAAAGAUAACGCUACCUGUUUUCAUUGUGGAAUGACUUUAACCAAUUGGGAUCUUGAGGAGGAUCCUUAUGCAGAACAUGCUUAUUGGAAUCCCAAUUGUCCUUACAUCAAUCAGUAUAAGGGUCGAAGCUGGGUGAUGAGUAUAUUUGUCGGGGACUUAGAGAAGCAGGGAUAUAAACCUUUCAUUAAGAUCAAACCUCUACUGAACCCACAACCAGACGUCCAGGCUCGAGGAAAAUGUCACAUUUGUUUAGACGAGGAAUUACAAAUCGCUUUUCUACCUUGUGGACACCUAUGCUGCUGUGCUUUGUGUGCUCCUUCUUUUCAUUUUUGCCCCAUCUGUCGUGGCGAGAUUCAACAGUCCAAACGGAUAUUUCUGUGUUAA